Molecule: messenger RNA, 810 nt
Organism: Closterium sp. NIES-65
Lineage: Eukaryota; Viridiplantae; Streptophyta; Zygnematophyceae; Desmidiales; Closteriaceae
Source: the annotation of a GenBank genome assembly
AUGAAGCUAUGUGGUCCUACCACGGCCCGCCGCCGCGCCGCCAUGUCGUGGUUCCGCUCCGCGCUCAGCAUAGGCGCGGAGGCCGCCAAUGCGAGCGGCAAGGCGGUGGGGUCGGGGUUCGAGCGCGCGAGCUCGUUCGCGUCGUCGGUGGUGCAGCGCGCCAAUGACGCCGUGCUGCUGGCGGGCGACGCGGUGGAGCAGGGCGCCAAGAUGGUCUACGAGCACGCCGAACACGCUGUGGUGCGUCUCCCUGCCACCGCCGCCGCCGCCGCCGAAGCCGCCACGCUGUGCGAGCGCCCCCCGCGUCAUUCCUUGCGCAUCCCUUCCACCGCCCGCCCGCGCUAUGCUUUUGCCGCCGCUGCAUGCCUUCACUCUCCAUCGCGUUUGAGUGCUCAGCAUGUGCCUUUGCCUCCAUCUCACGGUCUCGCCAAUCCUCGCGUCUCCACCUUCCCACCCCCCGCGCAGGGCGGCGCGUUGGCGCGGCAACACAACAGCUUCCGCCACGCCGUGCGGCGCAUCGAGGAGGUGGCGAUGCUGGCGUGCGGGGCGGAGCGCAAAGAGGCACUGGCGCGCUGGCUGGGCGCGCUGGCGGAAAUCAGCGCGGAGAGAGAGCAGGCGGAGCGCGGAGAGAAGGAGCUGGCAGCGCUGCAGAAGCUGGGGAUGGGGCUUGCGCUUGGGGGGAACGCGGCAGCGGGUGGGGGGAGCGAUGGUGGUGGGGGUAGCGGGAAGAAUGACUCAGCGGAGGGCGGGGCGGGGGAGGCAGCGGGGCAACGGGCGGCGGAGGCAGAUAGUGUGAAGAUUGUAAAUUGA